Phytophthora nicotianae INRA-310 is the source of this 4083-nucleotide messenger RNA. RefSeq lists its product as hypothetical. Gene Ontology annotation, biological process: protein ubiquitination; ubiquitin-dependent protein catabolic process; mRNA processing. Lineage: Eukaryota; Oomycota; Peronosporomycetes; Peronosporales; Peronosporaceae. The record is from RefSeq and is a predicted model, not a curated record. Gene Ontology annotation, molecular function: nucleic acid binding; ubiquitin protein ligase activity; zinc ion binding. Gene Ontology annotation, cellular component: nucleus. The transcript is spliced from 3 exons. The coding region runs from base 183 to 3896 and encodes 1237 amino acids.
CAGCUCCAGAAGCGACACGUCCCGCUCUUUAUUCGGCGUCAAGCGGGCGUUCUUCUCGUCGCUGCAGCGCGUCUUCCACGCCGAUCUGAGCAUCGACACUGGGCUCAUCGCGUAGAUCAGCGAGUGCAGUGCCGCUCACAUUCCUUAUUUGCUCUCGGCCACCCUUUUAAACGCUCGAAAACAUGUCGAUCCACUUUAAAUUCAAGUCGGCCAAGGAGUUCGACACGGUGACGUUCCCAGGUGCCGUGAUCCGCGUGCUGGACCUGAAGAAGGCCAUCGUAGACAAGAAGAAGCUGGCCAAGGGCCUGGACUUCGACCUCGUGAUCACGGACGCGCAGAACGGCAAGGUCUACGACGACGAGAACACGCAGCUACCUCGGAACACCAGUGUGACUGUAAAACGCAUCCCCAGCCAGCAGCCAGGCAGUGGCCUGCUGGCCAGAAUGAAGCAGGAGGCGGCCGUGGCUGCGGCCGCGGCGGCCGCUGCGGCCAUCCACGCGUCGCCUCCCGUCGCCCCCAUGGCCGGCCCGUCCCCCGUGCUGCCGGUCGGGACCACCCCCACACAGCCAAUGGCCACACUUUCGUUGAAUACUGGAGACUCGGCCGCAGGGGCCCAGACGAUGGAGGAUGAGCUGGCUGCUCUACAAUCUAUUCACGAACAAGCUGAAGACAUGCGUGGCUCGAGACUGGGCAAUAAGACAUGGACAGCGUCCAGCGGCAGCAACGCCAAUCAUGUGAUGAACUACUUCUCGGCCAAUGGGCCAGGUGGAGAAGCCGGUGGACGAGGAGGUGGCGCCGGCGGCCGGGGCUUUGGCCGUGGCGGCCGCGGUGGAGAAUUUGGCGGACGAGGAGGAAUGAUGAAUGGAAGAGGCGGCGGCCGUGGCGCCGGUCCUGGAGCCCCCGGCGCGCCGAACCUUUUGGGCAACCCGCCACCCAACUACGUGUGCUACCGAUGCGGCACGCCCGGCCACUAUAUCCAGAACUGCCCCACGAACGGGGAUCCGGAAUUUGAUCAGCACCGAGUGAAAAAGAAAACUGGCAUUCCCAAGUCUUUCAUGAAGGCCGUGAGCGAUCCCAGCGAGAUCCCCGUAGGCGCGGGCAAAACGGUAGUGAACGCGCCGUGGGGCGGGCUAGCUGUGAUAGAACCGCAGAAUAAAAACUUCUCUAAAUUAAUGGCCCGGUCGGGCGGCUCGGCCACCUUGGAUCAAUUCAUCUCGAAUCCACCCGAGCACUUGGCAUGUCCCCUUUGCAGACGGCUCAUGAGCGACGCCGUGCUCAUCCCGUGCUGCCAAGAGUCGGCGUGUGAUGAAUGUCUACGCAGCGCGCUGAUCGAGCGCAAGCUUACGUGUCCGCUGUGUAACGUGAGCAACAUGUCGCCUGAGAAGUUGCUGCCGAACAAGGUGUUGCGGACGUCUGUGGACGAGUUUCUGCGGCGUGCGCGGACAGAGCAACAAGAGCGCGAGCAGUUAGUCAAGGAAGCGGAGGAGAAGGCACUAGCCAAACAGAAGGCAGCAGAAUUGGCGGCCAGCUCAGCUACACGUCGCUCAGGAGACAGCGCAGAUGCGACGCUGGAGAUCAAGAAAGGCAAGAAAGGUGACGGCGAGGAAGAGGAAGAAGACGAGUUUGGAGGCGACAUUUUCGGCGAUGGCGACGAGAAUGAAGAAGCGUCGUCCCCGCAAAAGUCUACUACGCCAGCGUCGGCGUCUCCUCCACAGCCAGCACAACAGCCUCCACUUCCUAAGAAUGAGAGCGAUGCAACGAAAGCGGGCGAAGCUGCUGAUCCUUCGCGGAAGACAAGCGACGCGUCCUCUAAUGGUGGCCAAGCAACCGAAAACGCAGAGAAAACUUCGCCCAGCGUAGGCCCACAAGGAGCGCCGUCUGGAAAUGGCCAAGGUCCUCCUGGACAUCAAAUGCCGUGGGGCCCUGAUGGCCCGCGUGGCCCCCCAAUGGGCUUUAAUGGCCCGCCUGGGCCCUGGUUUGACGGUCCGCGUGGCCAACCUGGCCCCUGGUUUGAUGGCCCGCCUGGGCCGUGGUUCGAUGGUCCGUUCCCAGGCCCUGGCGGGCGAGGUAAGGGCGGCCGUGGUGGCCGUGGCCGAGGCGGCAGGGGAAUGCCUCCUCCAGGCUACUUUGGAGGACCGGGCCCAGAGUACUUUGGGCCCCCUCCUGGACACCCAGACUACUUUGGCCCUCCCCCGCCCUGGUUCGAUGGCCCGAUGCCUUUUGGAGGACGCGGAGGCGGUGGAGAUCGCUGGUAUGAUGGAGAACGAGGACCUCGUGGACGCGACGAUGACCGGCGACGCGACCGCUCUACUUCUCGCGAUAGGGAUCGUUCACGCGCACGCGACCGCUCUACUGGCCGUGAUGGGAAAAGCGAACGCGAUCGUCGGGACGGCAAGGACAAGGACUCGCGUGGUUCACGCAGUGGCGACCGAGAACGAGAGCGCAGUAAGCGCAGUCGGAGUCGCAGUCGUAGUCGUAGCCACAAGCCAGCCCACGGGAGAUCGCGCAGCCGCAGCAACUCGCGCUCUAGACAAGACAAGAAGACUCGUGAGCACACAAGCUCACGGGCUUCAUCAUCGUGUCGGUCCCGUAGUACAAGCCGUGGCCGCCAUCACCGUGAGCACAAAAGCGGCCGCGAUGAUGCGAAGUCAAGCAAGGACUCGAAAGACUCGAAGGAUUCGAAGAAGGAGUUGGACAAAGACUCGAAAACUUCUAGUGAGAAAGAGAGAAAGCCCAAAGAAGAAGAGAAGAAACAAGAAAGCACCGUUAAAGACGUCAAGCUGGACCAGGUCGCUGCGCCUGCCAUUGACCUUGACUUUCUGGCUGAACCGAUGGAUGAAGACAUGCAGAGCGACAAUGAAACUCCUGCUACCCCAGCUAAGCUGGACCGUAAGAAGAGCGAUGAAAGCAUGACAGGCAAAAAGGCUAAGGAUGAAGACAAGAAGAGUCCUCGCGAUGACAAGAGGAGUUCUCGUGAUGACAAGAAGAGUUCUCGUGAUGAUAAGAAGAGUCCCCGUGAUGUUGACAGGAAGAGUUCUCGUGAUGAUGACAAGAGGAGUUCUCGUACCGAUCGUGAGAAGAAAGAAGACAAACGCAAUGGCAGUCGCUCCUCUUCUCGUAAGCACGAUGGAUCUCCCAGCCGCUCCAGCCGUGGACGUGACCGCGACCGCGACCGUGAGCGCGACCGUGACCGCGGCUCAACUUCGGAGAAGAGAGGAGCGUCUUCUUCUCGUAGCCGCCGCAGUCGUUCACGUUCGCGAUCGGUGACUCGGCGUGGGUCGUCGCGAGAAUCAUCUCGUCGACGCGCGGAGGACAGCAGCUCUUCAUCGCGUGCAAAGGAACGCAGUAGCGGCGGAGAUCGAGACCGAGACCGCGGCCGUGAGCGUGAUCGUGACCGGGAGCGCGACCGGGAGCGUGACCGUGCGCGGGACAAAGACCGACCUCGUGAUCGUGAGAAGACUAACGAAAAAGAUCGCAAAGAGCGCGACCGGCCUCGUGACCGCAAAGAACGGGAAGGAAAGCGCGCCCGUGAUGCUGCAGGCGACGAUAAUACCGCAGGUGGGGACCGGAAACGACGUCGUAGUGCUGAGAAGGAGCGUCGUGGCGAGAAGGGAUCGAAAAGCUCGAAUGGCGGCGGCAGUGGACGCGUAGUUACCGCAACGUCCGGAUCCUCGCGUGGCUCUCGUGGAGGCCGCCGCCGUCGUGGUGGCGGUGGUGGUGGAGGUGGUGGUGAUGAUGACAAGCGACGGAUUGAGGUGGAGGGCGAAGGCAAAAGCGGCGGUAACGACCGUAAGAGACCCCCUCGCAAGAAAAGCGACGAUCGUGGAGGCAAGGGAUCCGGUGAACCUACAACCAAGAAGCGAUCUGUGCUGGACCGACUUGGCCCCAAGCUCUAAAGACACCGUGGUUUGAACACGAAAGACUGACCACUAGCCACUCAGUUGAGCCCAGUGCCUUGACUGGGUUUUGAAUUUCGUGUUGGAUCGCCUCAUUUUUCUUUUUGACGCAAAGUAAUGCAUGGAUGACAAGAACUCUGAAUGGGUCAGCACGGGUUUCUGGUUAAUUUUCUACUGCGUACUGUAA